CGUGCGCUACAUUCGGUAUCUGUUUCUCCAAAGCGAAUCUCGCAUCCUCAUCUUCAUUAAUUCAUAAUACCGGUGCCGACGGAAGCGCCAUCAGAAGUCUCCAGCUACGAGUAAAGGUCCCCAGCGAGUUCCCCGGCUCUGGAGACUGGGCUCAAGUAUCGGUACUGCCACCUCGUCCUGCCAACAUCGCAUGAGCUCGCUGAGCUGCUAGGCGUUCCCAUCCUCUCGCGGAUUGCAACUCUUUUGGGAAUAGCUCUGCAGGGAUCAUCACUGUUACUGUUGCCCUAACUAACUAACCGACCCCGGGAAUUUCCAACGUCGAGAAACCUCACCCCAAUCAUCUUCACCGAACACGUCCUUGUUUGGAACCCAAACCAUAGCAGGACGCACUUGCCCCACCCCGACUCAAGAACUGGUGCUCGACAUUUUUAUGACACAGCCUUCUGGAACGUGAGUUACGUGUUCGUGGGCCAAGUUACGGUAGUUCCCCCCCGCAAAAUCUAGUGCCGUGGAGCCAUCAAUUAUACUUUAAGUGAAUCACUCAUUUAUUUCCCAUUCCGGAGAGUUUAAAAAACGACGGGUGCACUAUAUACAAUCAGACCAGACGGAGCUGCAGACACAUAGAAAGGUCAGGCGAUAGGACUCUGGGGUUCUCGCUGACGCGCUACCGAGGAGCUCAUCGUCUAAGUGUUGGGGAGCGAUUUACGCGUCGCUUGUUCGAAGAGCAAUUUCGAGGAUUCAUCCCGCGAAUCGGACUUUGGGAAAUUUGGGCGGGUGAGUUAUGGUUGGCGUUCCUGGGCGAUCGAAGGGCUGUAAUACCUGUCGCAAGCGGAAGAUUGGGGUAAGCUAUAUAUCAUCUCAGAUUAUGCACCUCAUGCACGAACCCAGGGGCUUCUGGAACAGAAGGUGGCCAACGUGCCCCACCUUGAUUCGCUACCGCUCCAUCCUCUCUUUUAUCCGACGGAUUGACAUGACAGGUCGGAUUCUGAAGGGUUGGGAAUCGGAGGGGGAUGGUGUAGAUCGGAUCUUAUAACACCCCCUUUCCCUCCACAUCGCUAUUGCGUCUAUUGCCGGGCUGGCGACAAGGCUAAUUAUCGAAAAGUGUGAUCAGAAAAGGCCAGAAUGUGGAAACUGCAUAAAAUCGAAUAGGGUGUGCGCGGGAUAUCACCGUGCGGUCGUGUUCCGUAAUGCAACUGGUCCAGGACUCAAUCCAAAUGCAACCAAAGCUUUGGUGUCUUCAGAUCCGCGGGCUGGCUCAUCGGAUGAUGACGGCUCUUCUAAUAGCGCUUCUGCUAAGGAUGUUAUCCCGGUAAGCCCUAGACGCUUGGUUAGAGAAGUGGGUUUCACAAUCUCUGUUUCUCCACCACCGCAACCGCAUUAUCGAACCGCACUCCUAGCGUGUUUUCUGGAUGGAUGUGUACCGCCCGAUGGUCCGUCAUCUGGGGUCCCUUCGGUAUGGGUUCACGCAAUUCCCCGCGCUAUAAAUUGUGGCGUUCAGGUUUUGGAUACCUCCGCAAUGGCAGUGUGCACCGUAUUUUUCGGCCGGCAGAGCAGGGACGAGCGGAUCGUCAAGGAGAGUACAAAGAUAUACACAAGGGCCUUGGCGCAGCUGAAUGCCGCACUCUCGAACAAGACCAUGCAUACCCGUGACGAGACAUUAGCGGCGACCAUGUUGUUGGGCAUGUACGAGACGAUGGGGUGUGCAGAUCCGCUCACGUGGCAGCGACAUGCAGACGGUAUGGAGUUAUUAGUUCGAGUGAGAGGGCCGGAAGCUCAUACUACCGAAUUGGGCCAUCGUUUAUUUACCAGUUUUCGUGGUACUAGUUUAACCAACUCACUUGUGAGCUGCAAACGCAACUUCCUUGCGUCCAAAGAAUGGCUCACCAUCCCCUGGACCAAGACCCAAAAGACCCCGAUGCAGCAACUACAAGACCUGCAUUUGGAACUCCCGGGUAUUCUCGAAGCUCGACGCGCACUCCCGCGCUCCGCUCAUCCCUCGCUGCUCAGGCGGUGCCUAGAUUUUAAGGCCAAGCUGGAAGCAUGGUAUGAAAACUUUAUAUCCACCCCCAGCGCGCACCACUGGCUAGAGUUCUCCGCCUUAAACAUUGACCCCCCGGUCUUCCCUACCUGCUACCGGUUCCCCAACAUCGGAGUUGCAAACACUUACACCUUCUACUGGGCAAACCUAAUAGUUCUAAACUACACAAUAAUCGGAUUAACCCCUGCCUGUCAAUCGCCUCUUGUAACGACGGAUGAAAUAUACGACCUAGCGGCGCAAAUAUGUAUGUCUGUAGAGUACUUUGUCGCUCCAGAGAGGAAGUCAUACGGUCCAGUGCUCACCAUGUACCCACUGAGGGUUGCCACGGGGUGUUUUAUGAGGAUGGGGGCGAGGGGGAAGAAGAGUACCCUUUGGUGCAAAGCGAUUUUUGGAGUUUUGGGAGAACGGGGGGUUAUGCUUGCGAAGAUGCUGGAGAUGGUGGUAUGGGAGAAUAAGGAGACUGAGGAGGCUGAGAGUGUUGGGACGGUUCAUGAAUGGGCAAAGAAGGAGUUUUGGGGACGGGUGGAAGAGGGGCUGGAUGAGCCGGAAACGGAGAUGUAG
This is a messenger RNA of Tuber melanosporum (Perigord truffle), 2599 nucleotides long. RefSeq lists its product as uncharacterized. NCBI's taxonomy places the organism in Eukaryota, Fungi, Ascomycota, Pezizomycetes, Pezizales, Tuberaceae. The record is from RefSeq and is a predicted model, not a curated record. The transcript is spliced from 3 exons. Bases 1517 to 2599 code for a protein of 360 amino acids.